Phycomyces blakesleeanus NRRL 1555(-) is the source of this 808-nucleotide messenger RNA. RefSeq lists its product as hypothetical. The coding region runs from base 50 to 727 and encodes 225 amino acids. Lineage: Eukaryota; Fungi; Mucoromycota; Mucoromycetes; Mucorales; Phycomycetaceae. The transcript is spliced from 6 exons. The record is from RefSeq and is a predicted model, not a curated record.
CUCUCUCUAUUAUUAUUGCUGUUUUACUUUCCUCGUUUAUCUUCUUUUAAUGGAGGCACCUUACGCGACAUUGAAUGCUCUUGCUGAAUUCUCAACUUGCGAAAUUGCCGAUGCUCUGUUGAAACUAGGAGAGCGGCCUUGGGGAGGUUAUAUUGCAGACAUUGAUAUGUGGUCUCCGACUUACUGCGAAGGACAGACAAGGAUUAUUGGACCUGCUUAUACAGUAAAGCUGGUUGACAAAUUGGAUAAAGAUGCACCUACUCUUUCAAGUCAUUUUGCUGACAGUAUCCCAAGCCAAAGUAUUGUCGUUGUUUCUGCGCCUCCAGAUGUCAAAAAUGCUGUCUGGGGUGGGUUGAUGAGCGCACGUGCCAAGGCCAGAGAGGCAAAGGGCGUUGUUAUUGAUGGCAGGGUUAGAGAUUUGAAUGAACAUCGGUCAAUGCAGUUCCCUGUGUUUGCAAAAUCACAUUCGAUAUUGCCACAAAAUGCGUUCCUGAGACCUUCCCAGAUCCAGGUGCCUCUUAGUAUGUCGACAUCCUCUGUUGUAGUCUAUCCAGGAGAUAUUAUUGUAGCCGAUGUGGAAGGAGUUGUCUGUGUACCCGUAAAGCUAUUGAAUGAUGUUCUAGAGAGCUGCAAAAAGAAUGUGGCAAUUGAUUCACAGUGCAUGGAGGCGCUAGUAAAUGGUGCAGGUGUCAAGGAGACAUUUGCCAAGUUCAGAGGCACACAGUAGAUUAUCAAAUAAAAUAAAAUAAAAUAUUGAUGUGUUGAUUUAUAAUACACAAUAUACAUAAAGAAUUUGUAUGUAUAUGAU